AUGGCGGCUCCACUGCUCCACACGCGGUUGCUUGGAGAUGCAGCCGCUGCGGCCUCUGGAGUGAAGACGCUGCGCGCAUCCAGGACCGGGAUUUCAGAUGUGCUUGAAUUAGAGAAUGAUUUCUUCAACUCUCCCCCAAGAAAAACUGUUCGAUUUGGUGGAACAGUCACAGAAGUCUUGCUGAAAUACAAAAAGGGUGAAACAAAUGACUAUGAGUUGUUGAAGAACCAGCUGUCAGAUCCAGACAUAAAGGAUGACCAGAUCAUUAACUGGCUGUUAGAAUUCCGGUCUUCUAUCAUGUACUUGACCAAAGACUUCGAGCAGCUUAUCAAUAUUCUCUUGAGGUUGCAGUGGUUGAAUAGAAGUCAGACAGUGGUGGAGGAAUAUUUGGCUUUUCUUGGUAAUCUUGUAUCAGCACAGACUGUCUUCCUUAGACCAUGUCUCAGCAUGAUUGCUUCUCAUUUUGUGCCUCCCCGAGUGGUCAUUAAGGAAGGUGACAUAGAUGUUUCUGAUUCUGAUGACGAAGAUGAUAAUCUUCCUGCAAAUUUUGACACUUGUCACAGGGCCUUGCAAAUAAUAGCAAGAUAUGUCCCAUCGACACCGUGGUUUCUAAUGCCAAUACUCGUAGGAAAAUUUCCAUUUGUUCAGAAAUCAGAGAGAACAUUGGAAUGUUAUGUUCAUAACUUACUAAGAAUUAGUGUGUAUUUUCCAACCUUGAGGCAUGAAAUUCUGGAGCUUGUCGUUGAAAAACUACUCAAAUUGGAUGUGAAUGCAUCCCGGCAGGAUAUUGAAGAUGCUGAGGAAAUAGCAACUCAAACUGGUAGUGGAACAGAUGCCACAGAAGGACUAUUUAAUAUGGAUGAAGACGAAGUACCUGAAAAUGAAACAAAGGCUGACCCUGAAAGGCCCAAUCAGAUGGCACAUCCCGUCGCCGAACGCCUGGACAUCCUGCUGUCUUUACUUUUGUCCUACAUGAAGGAUGUCUGCUAUGUAGAUGGUAAGAUUGAUAUCAACAAAACAAAGGAUUUAUAUCGAGAGCUCAUAAUUAUUUUUGAUAAACUCCUGUUGCCCACCCAUGCCUCCUGCCACGUUCAGUUUUUCAUGUUUUAUCUCUGUAGCUUUAAAUUGGGAUUUGCAGAAGCAUUUUUGGAACAUCUCUGGAAAAAAUUGCAGGAUCCGAAUAAUCCUGCCAUCAUCAGGCAAGCUGCUGCAAAUUAUAUAGGAAGCUUUUUGGCAAGAGCUAAAUUUAUUCCUCUUAUUACUGUAAAAUCAUGCCUAGAUCUUUUGGUAAAUUGGCUGCACAUAUACCUAAAUGACCAGGAUUCAGGAAAAAAGGCAUUUUGUGAUGUUGCUCUACAUGGACCAUUUUACUCGGCCUGCCAAGCUGUGUUCUACACUUUCGUUUUCAGACACAAGCAGCUUUUAAGUGGAAACCUGAAGGAAGGUUUGAGGUACCUUCAAAGUCUAAAUUUUGAACGUAUAGUGAUGAGUCAACUAAAUCCUCUGAAGAUUUGUCUGCCCUCGGUAGUUAACUUUUUUGCUGCAAUUACAAGUAAAUACCAGUUAGUCUUCUGCUACACCAUCAUUGAGAGGAACAAUCGCCAGAUGCUACCAGUUAUUAGAAGUACAGCUGGAGGGGACUCGGUGCAAACCUGCACAAACCCACUUGACACCUUCUUCCCCUUCGAUCCUUGUGUGCUUAAGAGGUCAAAGAAAUUCAUUGAUCCGAUUUAUCAGAUUUGGGAAGACCUAAGUGCCGACGAGCUUCAGGAGUUUAAGAAACCCAUUAACAAGGAGGCGGUGGAAGAUGAAGAUGAUGACUUUUUGAAAGGAAAGAGCCAGACUCCUCAGAGGUCAGUCUGUUCAACAAGUGGGACCCCAGGGCCUUCUGUAUGUUCAGCAGAGAGAGCUUGCAGUGACCUCCCCAAAGGAUGGCUCCAUCUCCAUUCUGGGUUCUGA
This is a messenger RNA of Pipistrellus nathusii (Nathusius's pipistrelle), 1959 nucleotides long. NCBI's taxonomy places the organism in Eukaryota, Metazoa, Chordata, Mammalia, Chiroptera, Vespertilionidae. The record is from the annotation of a GenBank genome assembly.